AGUUGGGAACUGAAAGAAUUCAGUGCAACACACCGGGGACAACAACAAGACUGCGCCGGAGCUUAGCGCAGGAAAUAGGUUGCAACUUUCCUUAAAAAAAGGGUCUCGUUAGUGUAUCCAUGCGAGCGGCUGUUACAGGAACCCUUUGAUAGUUGGGGUACGCUCCGGCCUCUGAAAUGUCUCCAGGAAGAGUGACCUGCGGAUGAUGGUGUGAGUUUCGGAGGACAGCCGUAUUUUUGCCAGGAGGAAAGAGAUCCCGGCACGGAGCCGAAAGGGAAAGCCUCUCUGAAGCUGUCGUGCUGCCAGUCGGGUGCCGAGAUGUGGGCGCAGCCAGGGUGGCUGUGGCUGUCUCUGGUGUGGGUCGGGGGCUGCGGCUCCCACAGCCUGUUCACCUGCGAGCCCAUCAAGGUGCACAGGUGCCUGGGGAUGCCCUACAACAUGACUUUCUUUCCCAACAUGAUGGAGCACUACGAUCAGGAAAUCGCAGCUAGAAAAAUGGAGCCGUUCAUGCCCCUGACAAAGCUGCGGUGCUCACCGGACGUCCACCUCUUCCUGUGCCAAGCCUUUAUCCCAGCCUGCAGCGAGGAGAACAGGGUGAUCCCCCCGUGCAGGGAAAAGUGUCUGGCCGUUCUGGCUCACUGUAAGGAGGAUAUGGACACUUUUGGCAUCGUCUGGCCUCCGGAGCUACAGUGCAACAAGUUGGAGCCAUGUGGGUCAGCUGGUUCUAUCCGUCCCUCCACCACCCCUGCGACCCCCUCGUCGUCUAAGAGAGACCUCGGCUUCUGGUGUCCGUUGCAGCUAAAGACCAAGCCGGGUCACGGCUCUUUCCUCGGCGCCCAGGACUGCGCCCCGCCCUGCUCCAACAUGUACUUCAAACCCCACGACAUCAAGUUCGCCAAGAGCUUCAUCGGCGUGUGUUCCAUCGUCUGCCUGGGCGCCACUCUCUUCACCUUUCUCACUUUCCUCAUCGACGUCAAGCGCUUCCGAUACCCGGAGCGCCCCAUAAUCUUCUACGCGGUGUGCUACAGCUUCGUCUCGCUCAUCUAUUUCAUCGGCUUCCUGCUGGGAAACGCCGCCGCCUGCGCCCCAGCGAGCCACCCCGCAGGCGUGGAUACCGUGGUGCUGGGCUCGCACAGCAAAGGCUGCACUCUGCUCUUUAUGCUCCUCUAUUUCUUCACGAUGGCGGGGAUUGUCUGGUGGGUCAUACUCACCAUCACCUGGUUCCUGGCGGCUGGACCCAAGUGGAGCUGUGAGGCUAUCGAGAAGAAAGCGGUGUGGUUCCACACCGCGGCCUGGGGAAUCCCCGGGGCGUUAACCGUCAUGCUGCUGGCUCUGAACAAGGUUGAGGGAGACAACAUCAGCGGGGUGUGCUUCGUGGGGCUCUACGACCUGGACGCGCUGCGCUACUUCGUCCUCGCGCCGCUGUGCGCGGGCGUCGUGGUGGGCCUCUUCCUCAUCCUGGCGGGCAUCGUCUCCCUCAACCACGUCAGGCAGGUGAUCCAGCACGACGAGCGCAACCAGGAGAAGCUGAAGAAGUUCAUGAUCCGGAUCGGCGUGUUCAGCUGCCUCUACCUGGUCCCGCUGGUCACCCUGUUGGCCUGCUACACCUACGAGCAGAGUCACCGCAGCUCCUGGGAGACCACCUGGAUCAACGACAGGUGUCAGGAGUACAGCAUACCCUGCUCCCACAAGGCGACAGAGCUCCACCGUCCCGACCUCUCCUUGUUCCUUGUGAAAUACCUGAUGACGCUGGUGGUGGGGAUCUCCGCCGUGUUCUGGGUCAGCAGCAAGAAGACUUGUUCUGAAUGGGCGUACUUCUUCAAAAGAACCCGUAAAAGAGACCCCAUCAGCGAGAGCCGCCGGGUGCUCCAGGAGUCGUGUGAGUUCUUCCUCAAACACGACAGCCGCGUCCAGCACAAGAAGAAGCACUGCAAGUCCGCCUCCCACAAGCUCAAAGUCGUCUCCAAGUCUAUGGGCACGAGCACCGCUGUCUCCCCCGCUAGCGCUCGCCAGGGCUCCUCCGCGUGCAACAACCUGGAGCCACACAUGAGGAGCUCCCUGUCGGACACCUCUGGCAGGGAGCACCUGGACCGGGGCGCCUCCGGCCGCAGCUCCAGGAGGGCGGAGAGGGAGAGGGAGAGGGAGGGGGCGGAGAGGCGCAGCAAAGCCGGGAGCUCCAGUAAGGUUAGCAGCCGCUCUGAGAGCAUGAACAGAGUCCUAGAAGACAGGAUGACUCCAAGGAGCGAGCUGUCGGACGCUAGACAAGCGACGAGUGGACAGCAGCAUCAUCCGGCUUUAAACCUAUCACACAGCAGCAGCAUCCAGGAAUGCGCCCCACAGACGGUGGACCAGGUGUCGGAGGAGAGCAGGGACCCAAAGGAGAUCUAAGCUCCCAAAUGUUCCCGUUCCGUCUUAAACUCCCCCGUUAUGUAGCUCAGUACCAAUCUUUGUUGGUUAAAACGCCCGCUGAGGGUGAAGUUGUAGCCAGUGAUUGUUUAGAGUCACGCAGCAUCCGUCACGUGGUCCAGAUGUGGUUGUGUUGGACCAGAAUCUGUGCAGCUGCUGUAGUUGUUGCAUCAUUUUUGUUGGCCGGUGACUGUGUGUUCCAGCUUUACUGAUCUUUUAGUCUGACUGCGGUAGGACCCAGUUGGACCGCAACCGUGCUAUUACCAAUGGUCAUUUAAGGAUGACGCAUACAGUAUGAAUGUUGUUUUAAAGGUUUUACUCAAAUGCCGUUUGAUUCCUACAGAUGAAUGCAUUAUAUGUGUAAAAUGUUCUUUUCAUAGUAGAAUUUAAGCUUUUUAAUGUAUUAGUCUACACACUGAAUUGUGUUAAGUGGUUCGUGACAUCGCCAAACGUUCAACCCAAGAAAGUUGUUGUGCCUAUAUUGGAAGCCUUAUCGUUACCCAGACCUACAACGUACCACUUUGUAAUGAGACCUCUCGCACCACUCUUAAAAUAGGCUCUUAAACUUGAAAAAGUUGAAUGUGUAAAUUCCUUUUGAAAAACCUCUUGUUUUUUCUUAAUUUUCUGAACUUUUUACUGUUGUUUUUUUUUUUUUUUUUGUACACUGGACGUCUUUAAACUUGACUGCGUGAAAUGACUGUUGCGUAACGAUCCAAACAUAAUCAAGCAGGCGUUUUGCACUCUGUGAUGUUAGAAGCACAAGCCACAAAUUAUUGAGUAAUAGAUAAACACAAGUAAUGUUUUGUGGAUAUAUAUGUGUGAGCAGGUCUGGGCCAAGGUUGUACGAGGUCCUAAGCAGCGUUUGAUUCUGGCGCCCACCUUCACCUUAACCCAUUGCAUUUACUACAGACCUGGGAGCAUCAUGUAGGGGAUAAAUGUGUGCAGAUAUGACUGUUGGUGUAAUCUUCAAAUUAUGAAGGUUUUCCUGUUUCCAGCAUGCAUUUAUCAACCUGUCCUGUAUAAAUCCAAGUGCCCACGGAGCCCCCAGGCCAUCAAAGUCUGCCUAUACCUCGGGUCGGUUCUACCUGUGAUCAGUAUUCAUGAUAUUAAGGUCCCAGAUAAGUUAUGUCAAGUUGUUUUUGCACACAUUAAGUGAUUCAUAUGAAAUUACUGCCGGAUUCUUUGAGUUGGUUGUCUUUUAAGCUUUCGAGAGUUCAGACAUUUCCAGAAUCACAAAUUAAAAGGGAAACUGUGUCAAUGGAUGUUGUGUUUUGUAUUUCCGAGGUGUGGUUCAUUACGGGCCUCGUUGUCUAAUGCUCCAUUUUGCUGUUUUCAGAGUCAUUUUUGUAUAUGUUCUUUUUGUAGUUUGUAAGUUCAGAUUACUCUGAUGUCUUGAAUAAAAAAAUUCUAUUUUA
Fundulus heteroclitus (mummichog) is the source of this 3821-nucleotide messenger RNA. RefSeq names its product frizzled-6. The transcript has 8 exons. Bases 319 to 2388 code for a protein of 689 amino acids. The record is from RefSeq and is a predicted model, not a curated record. Gene Ontology annotation, cellular component: plasma membrane. Gene Ontology annotation, molecular function: Wnt receptor activity; Wnt-protein binding. Gene Ontology annotation, biological process: non-canonical Wnt signaling pathway; canonical Wnt signaling pathway. Lineage: Eukaryota; Metazoa; Chordata; Actinopteri; Cyprinodontiformes; Fundulidae.